CUGGCAACGUUGGCUCGUCGCAGCAGCGCCAUGACAAGGGUCGAAGCGAUCACUGCAGAGGCGCCGACCAUGCUCAAAGACGUCCGACGCAAGUCGACUGAAACACACGUCGACCGCCACCGUGGCCCAUCGCUGGCGGAAAUGCGCCGAUGUUCGACGUCGAUCACCGACCUCAUCACCAGUUCGUCCGCGAGGGAUGGUUCCAUCGCACGCAGGGCACGACGACGAAGAUUUGAUGCAUCCAAAGUGGAGAAACCACCACCGCCGAACACGUGGAGGCGGCGAGUUCGCAAGCUCAUGAAGUACCCCCACGCAACCUUUGUCGGGCGCGUCCGGCACUAUGGGAUCUUGGCCGCCAUCGUGCUCAACUUUGUCCCGAUGAUGAUGGAAACCAUGGACGGUCCUGCCAACGGCGGAAGCGACCCCAAAUACCCCCAACUGCCUUCCGCCGCCACACUCUUCUACAUGGACGUGUUCUUCACGGGGGUAUCCGCUCUCGAAUUUAUGCUGCGGUGGAUCGUGGCCAAGCGGCAGCGUAAGUUUUGGACUCAAAUGGUAACGUGGAUCGACGUGCUGGGCUUGCUCCCGCUUGUGGGCGUCCUGGUCAUGAAGCACGCGUUGCGCUGGAGUCCAGCGAAGACCGCGUCCGUGGAGCAGUACCUCAAGCUAUUGCGGCACUUUCGCAUCGUUCGCGUGACGUACAUGCUCCGAAACAUCAGCGGCAUCCGCGUCCUCCAUUCGACCUUUCGCGAGUGCAUGCACCCGCUUCAAAUCACGCUCUUCUUCCUCGUUACGAUUGUCAUGACGCUCGCCACGCUCUUGUACUACGCCCAGCCGUGCUACGACGGCGCGAAUUGCACCUUCACCGACAUUAUCAACACGGGUUACUUCGUCAUGGUCACGGUGGCCACCGUUGGAUACGGCGACCAAGUGCCCGACCUGGCCAAUCCAUUCGGUGCCUUCGUCGUUGUUGUUGCCAUGAUAUUUGGCGCGCUGUACCUCGCCAUGCCAUUAGCCAUCGUCGGCAUCAAGUACGAGGUCACCUGGCGGCGGUUCGAAAACGUGUCCCGCACGACGCGGAGCACACUGGAACUUCAAGCAGAGCUCAAGGCCGUCACGAUCCAAGCGCUGCAUGCCAACGCAAACCACGUCAACGUGCUCCUGUACGAUGCCCUCGAUGCCGUCGCACGUUUGUGGGAGCUAGUCGACAAGUACAUUCACACCCCUGACAACGAUUUUUUCAUUCGCAACGACGAGCUCAACCAAGCCUUUCUCGACCUCCAUGCGACGGGCGACGAAGUUAUCGAGAGAUUUCGAACGCUCCUGCGCCAUUUCGCCCCGUUCCUUCUGUCCGAUUUGGACUCUCCUGCGACCGCCCAUCGCCUCCCCGCCUCCACGUCUAGCCUUCUCAAACGAGGCUUGACGUUGUCGUCGAUUGCAGGAGGCCUUUUGAACAAAGCGAAGCGAGCGACUCUGCAUCGGAGGGACACCCCCAUCAACGUCCUCGACCCCAACUUGACCUUUCGACAGCGCUUACGAGCCCACUUGCACGCGACCAACCAUGGGUCGUGGGCCCAUCGGUUCUACCUGACGUCCGUGCUCCUCAGCGUCGCCGUGUUUUACGCCGAGUCGGUGCCGGAACUCCAAGCGUUUGGCCCGACGUCGCAUCUCUGCCACAUGCUCAUGGAGUCGUACUGCACGUCGAAUCCGUCUCCAGCCACCGACCCUGGCUGCUAUGUGUGGCACAACACAACGGCCCUCGCCGUCCCAUUGACCAAAGCGCAGUUCUAUUGCGACAACGACGCAAAGACAGAGCGAUGCUUUGGCGUCGGCUUCAAUCAUGGCGGCAAUGCGUCCACAGGCUCCUGCGCGGCAAAGUUUGCCUACCCCGCACACGUGUGUAGUUUGCGCGAAUGCGAACGUGGCCACGAGCCGCUUGUUGAUCUGACGCACCACUGGAUCUACAUCGAAGUGUAUCUGGGCAUCACGUUCACCGUGGAGCUCAUGUUGAGGUGUUACGUGUCGAGUCGUCGCCGCCACUUUUUUCGAUCGGUGAGCACGUGGAUCGACAUCAUGGCGAUCCUUCCUUUCUACGCCCAAACGCUUGCCGGCCUUGCAGCUGGCCGCACCCCCAUCUACGUGAGCUCGCCGGCGUUCCCGACCUUUGUAACUGUCUUGCCUGUGAUGAAAACGAUUCGCAUUGUGAAGCUGGGAUGGUACUUUCAAGGAAGCUCGGUCUUGGCUCAAACAGCGUUGCUUGCGUACCAGCGGCUGACAACCCCACUUUUCUUCUUGUUCUUUGCGUGCGGGACAGCCGGGGCAGUCUUUUUUGAGAUUGAGCCCGGGACGGCGUGUUAUGCGGGCGUGCCGUGCAUGUAUUUAAACAAGGACCUCAUGACGGCCAAAAUUGCCGCGCUGUUUCCGUACGGGAAGCGCAUUCAAAUCCAGCUCGACAACCUCGUCACGCUCAAGGACAUGUGGCGCACGACGUGGAUGACGGUCGCGACGAUCACGGGCGUGGGAUUUGGCGACUUUUCGCCCCGAACGCCCACAGGGCGCGUCUUGGAUAUCCUCACGAUGGUUUUCGGGUCGUGCUAUACGGCCAUGCCGCUGUCGUUAAUCGGAGGGCUCUUUUACACGUGCUACGAGCAUUAUCUCAAACAACAAGACACUUCUCUCGACGGCGCAGCAAAGCCAUGCGUUGGUCCGACCCGCCCUGGCGAUCCUCGACCGACGAUGACCCCGAGGUUACCACCCGCGGCGUGCAAGCUCGUGACUUCCAUCCGUACCGUCGAGCGGGUCGUCGAUGGCAUGAUGUCGAAUCUAUACAAGUUGAACUGCAUGCGGCCGAAGCCAGUUGUGUUGGACAUUCCACUGGAAGCGUCGAUGUCGCCAUCCAUGGACACGUCGUCGGCCAUGGGAAUGCCUUCGUUGGGCCCCUCGCGAACAACCCUCAUGAUGCGCAUCGCUCCAGCGGAGUUUGGAUCCCCGGCGCCCGUUGUCGACAAGAUUCACGAAAGCGAAGCUUUACGCCGCUUGAUUCAAGACGCAGCAGCCAUGAUGACGACCUUUGGGCUGCAACUCCCUCAACUCGUCGAAAUCGUUGUCGCGAUGACCGGGACAGUCGACGAAAAUCGCCGCAGCUAAAUCGUCGUGGCUCGGUGAAAUUCCGUUGAACCGUAGCCAUCGAACGAAGUCAACGCCCAUCGUUAUUUCAAGACGGCUUCCAGAUCCUCAACACGACCUUGCGCUUCGGAUAACAUGGGGUUCCCGCGUCGCCGAUUUCGAGCUCUUUCAAUGCUUGCUACUGCCGUGGAUUUGCUUGCUCGUAGAGUGAUCCAUGUUGUGUUCCAAGUAUCGUACGCUCGUAUUCCGAUCGUGGCAUUUUUGACUU
Molecule: messenger RNA, 3394 nt
Organism: Aphanomyces invadans
Lineage: Eukaryota; Oomycota; Saprolegniomycetes; Saprolegniales; Verrucalvaceae
Exons: 13
Coding region: 31-3147 (1038 amino acids)
Biological process (GO): potassium ion transmembrane transport
Cellular component (GO): membrane
Molecular function (GO): voltage-gated potassium channel activity
Source: RefSeq, a predicted model, not a curated record